Molecule: messenger RNA, 701 nt
Organism: Rubroshorea leprosula
Lineage: Eukaryota; Viridiplantae; Streptophyta; Magnoliopsida; Malvales; Dipterocarpaceae
Source: the annotation of a GenBank genome assembly
GUCACUUGAAGCGAUGCUUUGUUUAUUGUGCUUUGUUCCCUAAAGACUAUGAAUUUGACAAAAAGGAGUUGGUUCUGUUAUGGAUGGCUGAAGGCUUGUUACAACAACAAUCACAUGGAAAGAAGCAAAUGGAAGAGGAGAUUGGUCAUCAAUAUUUCCACGAGUUGUUAUCAAGAUCACUCUUUCAACAAUCAAGCAAAGAUGAAUCACAGUUUGUGAUGCAUGACCUCAUACAUGAUUUAGUCGUAGAUAUUGCUGGAGAAAUAUAUUGCAAUCUUGAACAUAGCACAAGUGAUGGAAAAUUAGAGAAGGCUCAUCAUUUGUCAUUCACUCCACACUUGUAUGAAAUCUUAGAAAGAUUCACAAUGUUGGAUAAAUUGAAGCAUUUGAGAACAUUAUUGCCGCUAAGAGCUCUUAAAUCAGUGGGUUCUCUUCUCUUCUUGCAAACACUGCUAUUAUGUGGUUGUUAUAAGCUUGCCAAGUUGCCUAUGACAAUUGGGAAACUAGUUGAUCUCCAUUAUCUUGAUAUAAAUGAUACACCAUCUUUAAAAGAGAUGCCAUCAGAAAUAGAUCUCCAGAAUGUUUUGGACGUUCAAGAUGCUAGGGAGGCCAACCUAAACAAGAUCCAUGGUUUGGAAGAGUUAGUGUUGGAGUGGACUACUUCUAAUAAUGAUCUAGAUGAAUUAGUUCUUGAAAUGCAG